AUGGCCACGUCGCCGCCGACAUCAUUCUCUACUAUCAACGACAGAGCCACGCAAAUCUCCUCCUGGCUCGAAGAACUACCCCCGACGCCGCCGGCAGACGAAGAACGCGGGCUGCUGAAGCGCAAGCGUGCCACUUCAGAGCCCACAAGCGUACACCAGUUCACCGCUAUGUCCACACAUCGCAGUGUCAGCCCUAGCAAGCGUCAGCGGCGAGACUCGGACGACUUGCGACCGGAGCAGAGCGUAUCGGCUGUUGGGUCAAAUGCCCGCCCGCUCAUCUUGGGUAGUUCAACCACUUUUAGCCCACCCGGCAGUCGUAACGAGACGUUCCUACCACUGUCUGCAUCUGCGAACCCAGUGAAUUGUUCAGGCGACCAGAUAGCAAAACUUCGAAUACCAGAAAGUGCACCCAACGGCGCCGCUGCACUCGAAUGGUACGUCAAGCUAGCAGCUCCAUAA
This is a messenger RNA of Alternaria arborescens, 459 nucleotides long. RefSeq lists its product as hypothetical. The record is from RefSeq and is a predicted model, not a curated record. The transcript has 2 exons. Bases 1 to 459 code for a protein of 152 amino acids. NCBI's taxonomy places the organism in Eukaryota, Fungi, Ascomycota, Dothideomycetes, Pleosporales, Pleosporaceae.